Messenger RNA from Sporisorium graminicola, 1026 nucleotides. RefSeq lists its product as uncharacterized. The transcript has a single exon. The coding region runs from base 1 to 1026 and encodes 341 amino acids. NCBI's taxonomy places the organism in Eukaryota, Fungi, Basidiomycota, Ustilaginomycetes, Ustilaginales, Ustilaginaceae. The record is from RefSeq and is a predicted model, not a curated record.
AUGGCUCAACAGAAACAACUCCAAGUUGCCAUCGGCGGCGCAUCUGGCGAGACGGGCAUGUCUAUCGUCAAUGCUCUCCUCGACUCCCCAGACCGUUUCGAUGUCAUCGCCCUGGUGCGGCCCGAAUCUGCGUCAAAGCCUGUCUACCAGGAUAUUGCCAGUCGCGGUGUUUCCAUCAAGAUUGUCGAUUUCAAGGACAUCGAGGCAUUGACUGGCAUCCUCGAGGGAGUUGACAUCGUCAUCUCGUGCCUUACUGUGGAGCAAAUGGCUGAGGAGCAUGCUCUUAUCGACGCAUCGCACGCCGCUGGCGUUGGCCGUUUCGUUCCCAGUUUCUUCGCCGUUGUCUGCCCGCCUCGAGGUGUUCUCGAUUUACGCUCCAUAAAGGAAGAUUUCCUCGACCGGUGCAAGCGGCUCUACCUUCCCUACACAGCCAUCGACAUUGGCUGGUGGUUCCAGAGCUCGUUGCCGUUGGUUCCUUCCAAGAGGUUGGACACCCAAAUCUCCCUCCCCGACACCAUCCUUGGUCUUGAUGGCAACGUGCCUACUGCCGUCACUGACGUGUCCGAUAUUGGCAAAUACGUUGCCCGCAUCAUCGCCGAUCCCCGAACGCUGAACAAGCUCGUAUUCGCAUACGGCGAAGUGACAACACAAAACAAGGUGUGGGCCAGCGUUGAAGAGGCAACUGGAGAGACGAUUCCUAGGUCGUACCUUUCCAAGGAAGAAGCCGAAGCUACCAUGGUCGAGCUGAAAGAGGUUGUCAGCAAUAAUCAUGCCGACCUGCCGUCUCUCUACAAGCUCACGAUGACCGCGUACAAGUACACGACGGUAAUCCGCGGCGACAACACACCGGAGCGCGCCGCAUACCUGGGCUACCUGAAUGCCAAGCUCCUUUACCCCGAUGUUCAGUGCAAGUCAAUCAAAGCCUUUGUCAGCGAGAUUGUCGAAGGCUCAAGGAGUGCGGUAGUCUACCAGGAUCGCCCCGAGCAUCCCAUCACAAAGAUGAGAGGCAAGGGAACUAAGCGCUAA